Dermacentor silvarum is the source of this 812-nucleotide messenger RNA. RefSeq lists its product as uncharacterized. Lineage: Eukaryota; Metazoa; Arthropoda; Arachnida; Ixodida; Ixodidae. Gene Ontology annotation, molecular function: serine-type endopeptidase inhibitor activity. The record is from RefSeq and is a predicted model, not a curated record. The transcript is spliced from 2 exons. The coding region runs from base 94 to 603 and encodes 169 amino acids.
CGGCACCUAUGCGACGCAGUGCUCUACUCGUACUGUCCGAAGCCUGGGCGGGAGUUCGUCUUCGACCCGCUGUCGAGAACUUGCAUACCGACCAUGAAGCACAGCGUAGAACUGUGCAACCAAAGCCCGAACAGGUUCAACGACAAAGCAGAGUGCAAUGCGGCCUGCGUGGAAACGGAGCGACCGUCCGACAAAUGCUUCGACAGGCCUGUCUUCGCAAAGUGUCAACGCCACGACCUGAAGUACAGCCCGUGGAUCUUCGACGGCUACGCCUGCCGGCCGUGGCACUUCCCAGCCGGCAAGUGUCCCUCCCCCAACGGCCACAUUUUCGCCAGCCAGAGCGAGUGCUCGGCGCGAUGCAUCAACGGCAGCCUUGACGCGGGUGCUUGUUUCACGCCCGGGGCGCAAGCCUGCCCAUUCAAGGAGUUCAGAUUUCCGUACUUCGCGGUCCCCACGGCCGCCGGGUCUCGGCGAUUGCGCUGCUCGCGGGCUUCGGCCUUUGUGCUUCGAAUGCAUCGCUGUCCGACCGGCACGAACCGGUUCAGCACGGCACAGUCCUGCAAAAUGGCUUGCUCCGGUGGCAGCGACGAUGACCAGCAGUGAAGAGUCGAAGUCCCACGCUGUGUGACUGCAGCCUCUGCGUUCGACCACGCAUUCGAUAUAGCAUGAAACGGCCAGCAGAGUGAUAGCGCGAAUAAUAAAUUACAGGCAUUAUACUUAGACGGAAUGGUGCCACGUGAAAUGUUUCUAGGAAUUUGUUGCUGUGCUAGUUACUGCUUCGUAAGUACCAAGAUUGGCAGAGAUAAUGAAAU